Molecule: messenger RNA, 5049 nt
Organism: Trypanosoma brucei brucei TREU927
Lineage: Eukaryota; Euglenozoa; Kinetoplastea; Trypanosomatida; Trypanosomatidae
Product: kinesin, putative
Exons: 1
Coding region: 1-5049 (1682 amino acids)
Biological process (GO): microtubule-based movement; mitotic spindle organization
Molecular function (GO): microtubule binding; ATP binding; microtubule motor activity
Source: RefSeq, a predicted model, not a curated record
AUGGUGAGAUUAGAUCCCAGCGCAUCCACGGCGUCAUCCAUGACCACAACCACAGCGACUUCUGCCCUUGAUGUUUCAUUGACUGAACAGGAUACAUCACGCAGCAACGGGGGUGCGCAGGACAGCGCGAUGCGUGUGUAUGUUCGCAUUCGGCCUUUCACCGCGAGUGAACUCUUGGAAAAUGGGGAGCGGCCCAACCGGACUAUCGCUCUCGACGCGAGAGAUGGCCACAUAAAAAUCAUGGACCCCUCACGGAACUUCACGACGCGCCUCACGUACGUUUUUGAGCGCUGCUUUGACUCGGCCGAGGCCGGACCAGGAGCGGACCAGGAGGAAGUAUACACGCAUGUUGGUCGUACAGUUCUAAACAACACGGUGGAUGGUUACAACGGUUGCAUUUUGGCGUAUGGACAAACGGGGACUGGUAAAACAUACACCAUGCUGGGGCCAAGGGACGUAGUGACUAGUGGGAGGUUAUAUCGGGAAGAGCUGGCACAGCAAAGCUCCUCUUUUUCUAGUAUCACUAAGUUGAAGCUAUGCUCGCCCUCACCCUCCUGCUCAGGCCAGAUGAAAGGCAUAGAUGAGAGUGCCUUUCUGGAACUCUCAUUGGGUGGAGAUAGUUUUUCGACGACGGAAGAAGGUAUUAUUCCUCGCUUUGCACGUGACCUCUUCAACUCCCUUCGACAAAAGCAGAGAGAAGACAGUUCGUACUCCUACCGCGUGGAAAUGGAGUUCUAUGAAAUUUAUAACGAAAAAGUCUUUGAUCUCAUCUCAGGUGGGCACUCUACAAAUGACCUUCGGGUAAGGCACCAGACCGUACGGGGUGUUUUUGUGGAAGGUCUGGACCGGAAGCCAAUAGCAGCAGAGGAAGAUUUAUUGUUCUGGAUGUACCGGGGAAGCAUUGAGCGUCAUACCGCUUCCACUAAAAUGAAUGAUCGCAGCAGCCGCAGUCACGCCAUCCUUUCCAUUCACGUUGUACAAAUGACACUUGAUGAAAAUAAUAAUACUAACCGCGUCAGUAGUAAGCUCAAUCUGGUUGAUCUUGCUGGAUCGGAGCGUAUUGGCGCUAGUGGGGUGGAGGGUUUGCACUUCAAGGAAUCCACGAAGAUUAACUUGUCGCUCACGGCACUGGGUCGAGUCAUUGAUUGUCUAGCUGAUGCUUCAACGGGUAAACCGAGCGCAUUCUGUCCGUACCGUGAAUCCAACCUCACAUGGCUACUGAUGGAUUCGUUGGGCGGAAACAGCAAGACAUCGAUGGUGGCUACCGUUUCCCCGUGCGUGGAGCACUACGAAGUGACAUGUCAAACACUGCGUUAUGCCUCUCGUGCGAAGCAGAUCGUCAACGUUGCCGUCGUGAAUGAAGACCCACAGGUACGCCAGAUCAAGAAGCUCACUGCCGAAGUGUCGAGACUAAAGCAGCUACUGAACAAUCAGUCUAUUUGUGACUAUAGCAAUGAAGAAGUUGAACGGUUGCGCCAGCGAGUGGUGCAACUUCAGCAGGAGGCGGUUGAACGUGACUUCAUGUUGGAGACGUUUCGCGAAGAGUUGAACGACAAAACUAGUUUGAUGAAUCACCAUCGCAACGGAAGUGUCACCCUUUGCAAACACAACGCUAAUGGUAAACAACACCAACAGGGGGGAGAGACGAUGACCAAGGAUGAGGUUAACAGCCCACACCUGAUGCAAAGGACGAAGGGAAAGGAGUCAACAGGGGGUGCAGCAACCGGUGAUUGUGGGGGAAAACAGAGUUCUCGGUCAGUAAAUCCGUAUCUCAAUGCCAGGACGUUACAGCAGCUGAAGUACCUUCGAAUUGAGGCCGAUCAAGACUACGGUACACUGAUAGCUACGCUGGCGCGGUGUGCAUUCGACGCUACAAUGAAUUACGAAUGCACGUUGCAGAAAAACAUCAUGAUGAUAAACUCUCAUAGUCAUGCCUUGCGAGAAAACGUGCAAAAGAUGGAGUCCAAGGAAUGGUUGGUACUUGCUUCCAUUGGAGAUAGGCUUCUUUCCGAGUUCGCUAAGGCAUGCGGAAAGCAUGCGAGCACCCCAAGGCACCACGAAACGGUGAAACCCAAGGGACUGAAGACCCCUGAAGUUGAAGUCCAGGAUAAGGAUAGGGAUAAGGCACGAAUGGAAAUAAACAGGCUGCGAGAGCGGCUGUAUGAUGCCAUGGUGGAAAACGAUGGGCUCAAAGAGCGUUGUGAGGCGUUGGAAAAGGAAGCGCACAACUUCUCCAAAAUGGAAAGAACUCUAAAGCAAAAGUUAGCUACUCUGCAGGCUGAACUAGAUGGGGCCGGUCCUAAGGUGAUUGCAUGGGCAACAAACACCAUGAAGGCGGAACCAGGGUUGACACCGAGAACUGCUGUGAAUACCACCAGGGAAAAUCACGACUGUCCCAAAGAGGGGCGGAGGAUGUCACCUCUACUCCCCAGCGCGAGAUGUGUCCAAGCACGCAAGGUAAAACACAGUCCCCGUCAAAAGGAGGUUGGAACCACUCGUCGUGUUGCAGAAAAAAAUGGGACCGAAGCGCAGCUUGAAAACAGUGUAUGUUCCCUCUCUGUUCCAGUGUUGAACCUCCGUCAGAUCAGCGCAGCAGCUUUUCUCAGGUCUGCGAUUGACUCUCACCACGAUGCGCUGCUUGAUCUUCUGAUGGAUAAGUUCCGCUUGGUCGGCAACCUGUACGAACAAUAUGCUAAGAGCUUUCUCGGAAAAAACCCUUUAACUGGGAGCAACGGAAAAAGCGAAUGCCCUGAAAAAGAGCUGACGCUUGCAGAAGAACGAUUGCCAAGCAAAAAAGUCCCAAAAAGGUCUGUCGAGGUGCAGAAAAAAAGUAAGGUCGCGAGUGAUAUGAUUUCAUCCAGGGGGCGUGGUCGGGGCGGAGUUUUAACGGGAGAUGAUGCGCUAUGCAGGGAGUCAACCGUUACCUUGCACAGUCCCAGGGGCGCAGAGAAUGCUAAGGGGUUGCAACGACGCUGUCAUCAAAAAGCGCAAGCUACGACAGUCCGAAAGACAUCCAGAAGAACUCUUGGAAGCAGCAGCGAUACCUUUUUACCUGACUGCGAGGAAGAAGUCACCUUUUUGAAGGAACAGUUUACCAGGAGGGAAUCUGGGAUUAAAAAGGAGCAUCAGUCGGUUGUCAGGGAGCUGCAAAACAACUUAGCUGAGGCAGUGAAAAGAGCGGCCCAGGAAUAUAAACAACUCUUGGAUCAAUCUAGCAACGAAAAGAAGCAGUUGAACGAGCAACUUGCCAAGUAUGGAUCAAUUGCGGCUGCUGCUGAGAAGACUAAGGAAAGUGUCUCCGAACAAACGCGUUUGUUCAGGGAGCAAUGUAGCGGACGAACUGCAAUUGAGAUCGAACAGAUGGAGGUUUGGGCAUCCACAGUGGCGAGCAGCGUAGCGAGUAUUUACCGUCUACGAAAGGAACAGGAAAGUGUUGCUGCCGCAAAGGAACGGCAACAACUUAUUAAUCAGGCGGCCUGCGACAAAGCGGAACUAACGUGCUCCCUUCGCCACAGAACUGAAGUGCUUUUGGAGUGGGUAUCCGGGCGUGAAGUUCUCCUCUGCGAAGAAGAAAGGACUCGUGCCCACCUUGUUCUUCGUUUCCGCGAGCAGGGAAUUGCGUCUGGAUGUUGCGCGGAGCUUUCCACCAUGCUUGUUGAGAGCCACAAGUUACUUACCGAACAUUGUGUAGUUGAACACCAGGUGUUUAUAGAAGGAGUUACGCCCAUCUGCAAUGCGUUCCUGGGCGCCAGUAAUGCCCUAGCAAAGGAAAAGAGCCAUGUUAUGCAGUUGCAAGGUCAGGUGCGCUCUGCAGUAAUGGGUCAAUGCCGACAACAGUUACUGCAAUGCCGAGAGGAUGAAAUUAGUGCCAGGGAGGCGAUUCUCGCGUCUCAAGAUAGCGAAGCUGCAGUGAUCAAAGACGCGUUAAGACGUAUUGGUGGCGCUAUAGUGAUAAACCAAAAGUUUGUGACGGAUUUGCGAAAUCGACUAAACACCGCGCAAACGGAGCAGCAUCGACAUCAACUACGGGGAUGUUUGGAAUAUGAAGCUAACUCCCGCAACACUAUCCUUGCAGCACAAAAGGACGGAGUCGCAACAAUCAGAUUUGCGUUUGAGCAGGCCCAUCUUGCUUUGGAGCAGAAACAAUACCAGACGACGCGAUUGAAUGCUGAGCUGGACUGCUCCAAGAAUAAUAACCAUCUUCAAGGGGUGCGUGUGUGCUUGGACAGUGAGACCGACGCUCGGGACCAUCUUGUUGCGUAUCAACAGGGUGAAUGGCAGGUACUUGAGUUGUGUUUUAACACGGGUCGCAAGAUGUUGAUGGAUAAUGCGAGGUAUUUAUGUGGGUUAUUGGAUACGGCCAAUACUUCUCUCGCAGCCGCUGUUGUGCGUGCGCCAAAAUCUGCAUUGGGAGCUGUUUUUCUCUUUGAGCAACAUGAGCGGUUCGUUUUGGAGGAACUGAACGCACAUACCACUUGUCUACAAGACGCACAUCGCGAGUUAUCCGUUUUGUUAUCAACCAGUCAAGUACAACGUGAGUGUGACGUCACACUCACGGCACUUGAAAACUACUACUCGGAGGAGCUUGCACGCACAGAGAAGGAAAACAAGGAGCUGAAGGCGAAUAUACAAAUAUUGCGUGAGAACCUCGACUUUCAAGCCAGCUUGGACCAACUCCAGGCUGAAAUCGAAGGAGACGGACCAGCUGGGCUGGGUUCGGGUGGAGGAUCUGAGGGCGACCCACUUUCCCUCACGCAGCACCGUGAGGGUUUGGGCAUUAGCGGCCUCAUCUCUAACUUUUUCACUCGGGUUGGAUAUGUUCGAAAGGAUGGAUUGCCACGCGACUUUUCUCCCAGGAUGAUGAUGUCGCACACAAGCAGUGAAGAGGAUUUUGGUGCCAUGAGUGAUGCUGCUGCACGGUUUGGUUACACUCCUGUGAAAGAUGGUAGGAACAGGAGGAACAGCAUGCAAUCCAUAGUAGGAAGCGCUCUUUUCCCCCCAAAUCAUGACAGCACGCCACUGCGCGAUGAUGAUGCGAGCAUCCAGUAG